Boleophthalmus pectinirostris (great blue-spotted mudskipper) is the source of this 2708-nucleotide messenger RNA. It is a transcript of the gene ttyh3a, whose product is annotated as tweety family member 3a. Gene Ontology annotation, cellular component: plasma membrane. The coding region runs from base 194 to 805 and encodes 203 amino acids. The transcript has 8 exons. NCBI's taxonomy places the organism in Eukaryota, Metazoa, Chordata, Actinopteri, Gobiiformes, Gobiidae. The record is from RefSeq and is a predicted model, not a curated record. Gene Ontology annotation, molecular function: intracellularly calcium-gated chloride channel activity; volume-sensitive chloride channel activity.
ACUGUUUAAUUUUGAUUUUGUUUUUUAGUCGUCCAGUGAUUUCUGUGCCUCUCCUGAUACAUUUGUGAUCCAAGUAGCGGACCAGUAUGGAGUAAUCAGUAAAGAUAUCCUCCUGUACUACCUCCGCUGCAGUCCAGAGGCGACCAACCCUUUUCAGCAGAAACUUUCGGGGGGACACAAAGCUUUGGUGGAGAUGCAGGAUGACGUGUCUGAACUUCUGCGCUCUGCCACUGGAGAGUACAGACAAACCAGGGGCCGAUUGGAGGAGAUCCAGGGCAUCUUGAACAGCACAGAGAUCAGCCUCCAUCAGCUCACUGCGCUGGUGGACUGCCGCAGCCUGCACCUGGAUUACGUGCAGGCCCUGACUGGACUGUGCUACGAUGGACUGGAGGGCCUGAUCUACCUGGUGCUCUUCUCCUUCGUCACCGCGCUCAUGUUCAGCUCCAUCAUCUGCAGCGUGCCACACACCUGGAGGGGCAAGAGGAGUGAUGACGACAGUGAGGAUGAGUCCCUGAGCCAUGGGGGAAGACAGAACAAUGAUAACCUGUAUCGCGUGCACAUGCCCAGUCUGUACAGUUGCGGCAGCUCCUACGGCAGCGAGACCAGCCUCCCCGCCGCCGCACACACCGUUAGCAACGCCCCGGUCACAGAGUACAUGGCUCAGAACGCCAACUUCCAGAACUCGCGCUGUGAAAACACUCCUCUGAUUGGACGAGAGUCUCCUCCCCCUUCAUACACCUCCAGCAUGAGAGCCAAGUACCUGGCCAACAGCCGACCGGACCCCAACAGCUCUACGUCCCACUGAAAACCUGCAUCCUCCCAUUCAACUCCCCAUGUUUUCUGUUCAAGUUUUUACCACAAAUUUUUCACAAUCUCAAAAGACAUUGGUCAGAAGGCGUUGAAGACUAAAAUGACAACUAUUACCACUGGACAAAUCCUAAAAUGGUGCUGAUGGAGCUUAAAGAACUGCAUUUAAAAACUUGUCAACUUUUUUGUCUAAGGGUACAUUGAUACUAGGCCUGUCACGAUAACACAUUUUGAAGUCAUAGAUGUUACAUUUUUCAAUUCUCUACAGCUCAAAUCUUUUUGCAUUACAACUAAAAUAAAAGAAACUCCCCCGUUAUUGCAAAGUAAUUGUACACAGGGCAGUGGGGAGGGUCACGCUAAAUAUUGAACCCCAAAAUGAAUAGUUCCAGGUUUCAUAUACUGAUUGAUGAGUUGAUAUAGUAAUUAUCAUGACAGGCCUAAUUGAUACUACUGCUAGUUGUUCUGGUUAUAUGUUAAGUACUGUAUAUUCACUCAUUGUCUUAGGAGAGGAGGAGCCUUACUUGUUGUAUAGACAUCGCACAGUAGUUUAACAUUUUUGACCUAGUUUUUAGACAAUUCAUCUCACCAUCUCAGGUCUUUCAAAGCCUCAAAUGCAAGUACGGUAUAACUUCUGGUUUAUGGAAAUGCAUAACACACCAUAACUCAUAACUCAUACUGAAAUAUGUUUUUUUGUCUUAACUAAACGUGGGACCAGUUUUUCUGCACGUCUUAAAAGAUCUACUUUUUUUUACUCUUUUUUUUUUUUUUUUUUUGUUUUUCUUGGAUUAUUAUUUCCUCUGGCAGUUUAUUUUGAAGACUCUGUGGUUUAUGAAACUGUGAGCUCAUUCCAGCAUAUGCCGUGAAUCUCUUGAAGAUGAAGAAAAGGCAGCUUGUGUGAUCAGAGCUUUUACAAAGACAGAAAAUAAGGACCACUGUGUAAUACUGGAAGCACAAACAUUGUAAAAACUUACAUGGGACAAAGAGGAACUGAAGUCUGUAUUGUUACGAAGCAACUUGUAAAUGUCUCAUAUCUUAAUUCACCACUCACCAGAUUUAUUUCUUUUAAAUUUUUGGGUUGUCAUGGCAAAUCAUCUUCCUUUUAACAAAAGUUUUACAUCCGAUGCCCUUCCAUUAGUUGACUGAUUUUGCUUUCUGCACACAUUACAGUGGUUUGUGACCCCUAGUGGCUGGAUUAAGCGCAAUCCAAUCUCGAGUUUCUUCCAAUAUUUCAAAGUUAUCUCCUCAAUAUAUUGUAAAAACAUCCAUAAGGGUAUGUCCGUGAGAAAUUAUCCUUAUGAAAUGGCAACAUGGUGUCUCUAAAAUGUGUUUUAGCAUUUAAAAUGUAUGUAACAGUGAUGCUGUGAAGGGACUGAUAUAAACCACAAUUUUUGGCCAGCUUUGUCAGUGAAAGCUGUAUUUUAUGUCUUUUUGUUGGCGAGUUUUCAGAUUAGGAUAAGUAACGCAAACUGUACAAAUGUGUUGCACAAAAUAUAACAGAUAUACACAAAUUCCCUUUUAAAUCUCAAUAUUUAGGCCAAAUGUGAAAGGUUUUUAAAAAUGAGCCAAAUUUUGUAUUCAAUAAGGCCUGUUUAAGUUCAUUUCUGGUGAAGUCUUUCUCUUUUCAUCGUUUAUGCGUUGCUGUACAUAAUACGAACAUUUAAAAUCUCUGAAGGCAUAAAUUUGGUUCAUUUUAACAUUUUGCUUACAUUUUUUUUACAUUUUUUUAGCCUUGUUUGUUCACAGAUGGUUCAUUAAUGUGAAUAAUAGACUUUUAUUUUGUUCUUAAUGACAGUAGUGUUUGUUUUUACCUUUUUGCAAGUUUAAAAUGUGUACAUGUAAAAAAAAAAUGUGGUUCUUGAGCUUGGACGAUGUGUUUUAAAAUUAAACAAAUUGUAAAUGGA